AUGGAGAUUCCCAUGGGGACCCAGGGCUGCUUCUCAAAGAGCCUCCUGCUCUCAGCCUCAAUCCUGGUCCUCUGGAUGCUCCAAGGCUCCCAGGCAGCUCUCCACAUCCAAAAGAUUCCAGAGCAGCCUCAAAAGAACCAGGACCUUCUCCUGUUGGUCCAGGGUGUCCCAGACACCUUCCAGGACUUCAACUGGUACCUGGGGGAGGAGACGUAUGGAGGCACGAGGCUAUUUACCUACAUCCCUGGGAUACAACGGCCUCAGAGGGAUGGCAGUGCCAUGGGACAGCGAGACAUCGUGGGCUUCCCCAAUGGUUCCAUGCUGCUGCGCCGCGCCCAGCCUGCAGACAGUGGCACCUACCAAGUAGCUGUUACCAUCAACUCUGAAUGGACUAUGAAGGCCAAGACUGAGGUCCAGGUAGCUGAAAAGAAUAAGGAGCUUCCCAGUACAUACCUGCCCACCAACGCCGGGAUCCUGGCGGCCACCAUCAUUGGAUCUCUUGCUGCCGGGGCCCUUCUCAUCAGCUGCGUUGCCUAUCUCUUGGUGACAAGGAACUGGAGGGGCCAGAGCCACAGACUGCCUGCUCCGGGGGGCCAGGGAUCUCUGUCCAUCUUGUGCUCAGCUGUGUCCCCAGUGCCUUCAGUGACACCCAGCACAUGGAUGGCGACCACAGAGAAGCCAGAAUUGGGCCCUGCUCAUGAUGCUGGUGACAACAACAUCUAUGAAGUGAUGCCCUCUCCAGUCCUCCUGGUGUCCCCCAUCAGUGACACGAGGUCCAUAAACCCAGCCCUGCCCCUGCCCACACCCCCACCCCUGCAGGCGGGGCCAGAGAACCACCAGUACCAGGACCUGCUAAACCCCGACCCUGCCCCCUACUGCCAGCUGGUGCCAACCUCCUGAUGGGUCCUGGGCCAAGCCAGCCGGGGAGAAGACAAGGCCCCAGCCCUCCUCUGGGAGCCUCACACCUGAGACCAGCAGGACAAGGCCGUCGGGGGCUGUGGGGCCGAUGAGGUGGACUCGGCCAAAGACUCAGCAGCACAUGGGGCAGGUGUCCUGGCAGGGGGACAGGAGACUGUAACAGGCCCAGGUCCCUGUGCAGCCCCUGAAUGCACACCCACCUUCGGUCUGUUCCUUCAAGCAAGCUGGCCUGGUCCAUGUGCCUGUGAAAGGCAGGCUCUGGCCCCUUUCCAUGCCAAAGUCCCCCAAGAUCUGGAUAUCUGGGACAAGGGGGUGGCCUCAGGCCUGCCUCCCAGGCAGUUGGCUGGGCUCCCAACUAUCUGUCCUCAAUGCCCUACCCCAACUCCACUAGUGACCCUCAAAGUCUUUUCCCCUGAGGACAAGGCAGACACCCCACCAUGCGGGCCUCAGGUGGCAGAGAGGCCCAGCCUCACAGGCCUGUGGCCCCACACACCAGUCCCAGCAAGGUGACCACGGCUGCCGGACCCCUUCCUUGUUCAGGCAGGCCCAGCCCCUCUCAGAACCCGCUGCCAGCUGCUGGUCUUGGCCCCCACCCUGAAUCUCACCGAGUCCCUCUGGGCGGCAGCUCCCUUCUCCACCCCACCCCAGCCCCCAUCCCAAAUGUGGCCUCAGCUUGUCCUCCCCUCCCCCAAACUAUGCAUUCAUUCAGCAAUAAAUGAGCCUCUGCUGUAUGCCAGACCCAGUUCUAGACUCUUGCAGCCUUGGUAGAAAGCAAAACAAACACUCCCGCUUUCCAGAGGGUCACUUGGCAGGGGAGAGAAUCAGGAAAUAAAAUAAAUAAUGAACAUG
Molecule: messenger RNA, 1767 nt
Organism: Nomascus leucogenys (northern white-cheeked gibbon)
Lineage: Eukaryota; Metazoa; Chordata; Mammalia; Primates; Hylobatidae
Gene: CEACAM19
Product: CEA cell adhesion molecule 19
Source: RefSeq, a predicted model, not a curated record